Messenger RNA from Tripterygium wilfordii, 1152 nucleotides. Its product is annotated as chlorophyllase-1. Bases 56 to 1024 code for a protein of 322 amino acids. Gene Ontology annotation, biological process: chlorophyll catabolic process. The transcript has 2 exons. The record is from RefSeq and is a predicted model, not a curated record. Lineage: Eukaryota; Viridiplantae; Streptophyta; Magnoliopsida; Celastrales; Celastraceae. Gene Ontology annotation, molecular function: chlorophyllase activity.
CUCACCUUGCACAUAUUUGAAAGAUAUAUAGAGAAGUGGGUGGUGAUUAAGAGAGAUGGCAGUGUUGGAAGCCAUGCCUCGUCUCAAUGAACUCUCAAUUUUUGCUCCCGGUCCUCAUAGUGUUCAGGAAUUCUCUGUUGAGACAUCAAGCUCUUCUAAACCUCCAAAACCCUUGUUCAUUGUUACACCCACUGAACCUGGAAAAUACCCAAUUCUUCAGUUUUAUCAUGGAACCGUCCUCAUAAACACCUACUACAGACAAGUUCUCCAACUUAUAGCUUCCCAUGGAUACAUAGUUGUUGCUCCCCAGCUGUACCAACCUUGGGACGUGGUGGUGCUAAUGUGUGCAUGCUUAGAAGUCCAGGACGCCGGGAAAGUCAUCAAUUGGCUACCUAAACCUUCACCUGAAGGCCUCCAAUCAGUACUCCCCGAAAACGUUACCUGCGACACGACCCAAAUUGGUCUUGCCGGACACAGCAGAGGAGGCAAGACAGCCUUCGCAGUUGCACUUGGUGAUGCCGACACUAACCUUAAAUUCCAAGCCCUAAUAGGAAUAGACCCAGUCGCUGGUUCGUCCAAAUCCAUAUGUUGCCGCACCUGCCCUCAUAUCCUCACCUACAAGCCUCAAUCCUUCGACUUAUCGAUCCCGGUGACCGUGAUCGGGACAGGGUUAGGCGGCGAGUCAGUUAGUGAGUGCAUGAUUCCAAUGCCUGCAUGUGCUCCAGAGGGUGUUAAUCAUACGGAGUUCUAUAGAGAAUGCAAGGCUCCCUGUGGACGUUAUGUGGCUACUGAUUAUGGUCAUAUGGACAUGUUGGAUGAUGAUCUGGGACUUUAUGGGAAUGUUUGUGAGUGUAUGUGCAAGAAAGGUAAGGCCCAAAGAGACCCAAUGAGAAGAUUUGUUGGAGGGAUUGUUGUGGCUUCUUUGAAGGCUGGUUUUAAUGGAGAUUUUGUGGAUCUCAAAACCAUUGCUGAAGACCCUCAGGUUGCUCCUGUGAAGCUUCAAGAUAGCCAGUACACUGAAUAAGCAUGAACAAUUCUUGCCCAAGUUAAUUUGUUGCUCAUGAUCAAUAUUUCAGUAGUAAAAUAUUAUGUGAACAGAGUGGCCAUUUUCUCCAAUCUUAAAUAUGUAUAUUCAGGGCGGAGCUAAGAAUU